Molecule: messenger RNA, 1083 nt
Organism: Miscanthus lutarioriparius
Lineage: Eukaryota; Viridiplantae; Streptophyta; Magnoliopsida; Poales; Poaceae
Source: the annotation of a GenBank genome assembly
AUGGCGUUGUUCAUGUGUUUUUUUUUUUUAUCAAAAUACCCCAAAAAUUUCGACCGGCCCAGCGGUGGCGAAACGAGAUGCAGCAACGGGAUGCGCACAGCCGAGAGCUACGGGCUCCUUGAGGGCCACACCUUCCCUCCCGUCGGCAAGCUGCGAGGGCGAUGGUGGCGGGGAUGUCUCCAGACUCCAGAGGGCAGAGACGGAGGAGUAGGCACCGGCGGCAGCGGCGUCCGUGGCAUGGAUGCUUCGCUGGGCAAGCAGGCACGGACGGCGGCAGCAGCCUCUCUGGACGCCAUGGUCCAGGGCCGAUGCCUCGCGUGGUCGUUGGACGCCAAGGAAGGGAUGCGGAGCGGGGAGGACAGGAGUUGCCGUUGCCGUGUUCCAUUGGCUAUGUUUAGCCAAACAAUAAUUUACAUGGGAACGAUAUUCCGGUUGUUUCCUCGUGCACAAGAAAUUACAUCCGAAAGCAAAUUGCAGGCAACAAACUCUCGCCCAACUCUGUAUAAAUGGAUGUCCCAGCUGCUGGUAAGAACUCGCACGAAGCAAGCAAGCCUUGGCGCCAGGAUACUUCAAUUCAUGGACUAUGGCAAACCGCUCGUGAAGAGUGAGCUCAAACUCUCCCUAAAUCCUCCUCCUUGCGCCGAAGACAACCCCACUCCCACCGGAGCCUCCUCCGAUGGCUCGUCAUCCUGCGCCUCGGCCGUUGCCCUGUCCUUUCUCGGGCUCAACAGCGUGAUAGCCAUCUACCACUCGAGACACGAUCCCCGGUCCAUACUAUUUGUAACCGUCUCCUUCUUUUGCGUCGUCUUUCUCUUCCACCUGCUUCGUGUGUUCGAGAGAAUGCCCCCGGAAUCGCCCAGGAGGUUGCAGGUGAAGGCGGCAGUAUGGGCCCUCACCACCACCCUGACGGUCAUGUUUUCCGGCAGAGUUGCCCCGUUGAUGCCUGCGCCUGUCGCCGCCGUCGUGUGGUCGAUGGCCGCGGUGACCAUCCUUGCGGGCUUCUACUUGUUCUUCGUAUGCCCGGACGCCGCCUCCACCGCCGCCGACGAGAAGCCGGCCUGCAAGGUUGGCGAAGGCCCGUAG